Prorocentrum cordatum is the source of this 1898-nucleotide messenger RNA. The record is from the annotation of a GenBank genome assembly. NCBI's taxonomy places the organism in Eukaryota, Dinophyceae, Prorocentrales, Prorocentraceae.
GCUUCUACGCGGACCAGCUUGCUACCUCCACGCCCGCCAUGCUCGUGCCCCUGAUUGGCUCCUCGAAGGACACCUGCACGGAAUUCUUCAUUCGGCGCAACGAGGCAGUUGGCAUUUUCGUGGCUGAGAAGGGGACGAGGGGCGCACGCGUCGCUUGGAAGGACAUCGAUGAGACGGUGUCGUCCUUCAAGAAGCGGGAGGUUCGCAUGAAGCGGGCGCCCAACCGCAUUCUCUUGUUGGCAGACUACGAGCGGGAGCACGGAGAUCCGAACACCAACGGGAAAGGUCACAUGGUCAUCAUGCAUGAAGGCCACGAGUGCGUGCGCAUCCCAGGCAGGCUGGAGUGGAGCGAGGAGGACAUCGUCACUCAGGGAGUGGCGAAACGGCGCGUUCACCAGACCAGCGAGGGCUCCCUGUUCGACGGCCAGCUUGAUCGCGCCUUCGCGGGGCUUUCCGCAAGCCUAUCGCACGCAUUUGCCAGGGCUCCUGGCGAGGAGGCCCCGAGCAUCUUCGCGAAGGCGGCUGCUCCAGCUCCUGCGCCACCCUCGGCGGCCCGUCAGCCGCCGGCCGCCUCUGCGGCGGGGCCCAGUCCGAACAUCUUCGGCGGCAUCCAGGCUGCUUUCAUUCCAGUGGUGGCGCCCCCGGCCGCAGGUCAGCAUGCCGACGCAUGUCAGGCGGGCGCCGGGGCGAAGCCCAAGAAAGCAGCUGCCAGGCGCCGCGCUUCCAGUGCAGCCAGCAGCAGUGGUUCCACAGCCGGCGCCGGCGGCGUCGGCGGCGCUGCCGAUCGUGGCGCCACCAGCGACACCAGCGAGCAGGAGAGUAACAAGCGGCGCCCAGGUCGCCCGCGAGGAAACCGACGGGCAGCUCUGAUCACCCACAUGACCGAGUACCGUGCCUGCAGCCAAGACGAGAAGUACUUCAGCGUGCAGAACUUCCAGAGGCAGCUAGCCAAAGCUCUGGCCGAGUUCACCGACACGAUUGUCCCCGAGUCCAAGCUGAAGGAGGAGCUCGACGCAGCAAGAAUGAAAGGCAUUGACGAUCCCGAGCUGUACGCAGACUGCGACGCGGUCCAAAGUCUGCGCAAACAAGCGCAAGAGGCCCUCAGCAUGGCCAAGGCGUGGGCGCGGACUGGGACGUUUGACAAAGCGUUCCUCAACGCUUACCGGAUGUCGCUCGCCUUCCUCGCCAGUCCACCCGUUUCGCCUGCGCCGUUCCCGCACUGGAUGAUGUCGCAGUUCAUUGCCAAGCAGGGCGCCGCUCCAGACGAGAACAUGUGGAGUUGUUUGGAACCGUCCACACUGUCGGAUGCGGGGUUCCCGACCGCCGAUGCGCAGCAUGCUAUGCUCGUGGACAUGGUGAAAAUGAAAAUCAGCAUGAUAUCGCAGGGAGACCAGGCGCAUCUGCAGAGCGAUCUCCUUCGCCUGGCGCGCACCCUUCCAGAGUGGGCACCGGCGGAGCUGAAGGCGGACAUGGGCGCCUUGAGGACUGCGAUGCAUAUGCUCGAGGACGAUGUCAUGCCCGACCUGGCGGAGCUUGAGCAGGCGGCGGAGUGCGUCACAGGCAUCCUGAGCAAUCGCUGGCCCACGGCUGGGUCGGCGGCACAGUGGCCGAUCGCUAAGAAAGUGUUGCGCGACGCGCAGGUGGCGAUCGAGGGUUACACCGCUGGCGCCCAGCUGCAGAAGCGCGUGGCGAACUCGGUGAAGCAGGCCCGUGAGCACGCCCGGCAGGACGCCUCAACCACAUCUAUGGACGUCAGGACGCGCGUCACCAGCGUCCUAGGCCACCUGAGCACCAUCUCGAACCUCUUGCUUGCGGCGACUCCCCUGUCCGAGAGGUACCUCUGCGUUUCGGACAUCGACGAUGCGCUGCACGACUAUUGCGCGAUCGCGAUGGACUUG